AUGGCGACGAUGGGCAGCAUGUGCUUGCGGUCUGCGAACCGAAUGGCCAACAUUACCCGGUCAUAUAUUCUUCGCACACAGCAUAUGAGAUCAAAUUUGAGACAAUGUACGACAACAACCACAGAAAAAAAUAAUAAUACAACAGAGCCUCCUGGAUCCAAAAUGGACAAGUCAGCAGAGAAGCCUGAGACCAAACAAGAUGAGAAAACUUCAGCUGCAUCAGAAGCUGAAGCAACACUUAAGAAAGAAAAAGAAAAAUUGGAGGAUACUGUGAAAGACAUGAAGGUACCAGGGUUAUUUCAUAGACUUAGAAGACGUGUUUGGCCUACAGAUGAGACUUAUGUUCAAAGACUGUGGCCAUUUUCUCGACGGAAAUAUGUGCCGCAGGACAAAUACAUUCGAGCAUUAGCAGAAACUGAGAAUGUGAGACAGCGAAUGAAGAAACAAGUAGACGAUGCAAAGAUUUUUGGAAUUCAAGGAUUUUGUAAAGAUUUGCUGGAGGUUGCUGACAUUUUGGGAAAGGCCACAGAAAGUGUACCAAAAGAGGAGGUGAAAGAUGAAAACAUUCAUUUAAAGAAUCUGUUUCAAGGACUUACUAUGACAGAAUCACAGUUAUUGAAGGUGUUUAACAAACAUGGACUGGAGCAGAUAACCCCUGCUGAAGGUGAAAAGUUUGAUCCAUUUAUUCAUGAAGCUAUGUUUGAAGUACCUACUGCAAAUCAGGAGGCUGCAUCUACUAUUGCAGUCACAACAAAAGUAGGGUACAAACUAUCUGAUAGAACUAUCAGACCAGCCCUUGUUGGAGUGUUCAAAGCAACAUGAUCAUCAAAACUUUGGAAAGAUAUUUUGAUUUAAACUAAGUCAAUACAUUUCUUGUUAGGUAUACUGUCAGUGCAUUUAGAGAAAAGUUUAUUGUAAACACGGAAAAAAAUCAUGAAUGCAAUCACAGGCAGAGUUAUACAUUACCUUGGACAGAAGACUUCAUGUACAUACCACUGUAUACAAUUAGUUUUAUAGGAUAUUUUCUGGUAAGUCAUGAGCACUAUUUCCAAAAUCUUGAUUAGUCCAAGUACAAAGAGAUAUAGGAGGUUCCAGGCCCCAGAAACAUGAAACGAUCUUCAAUCUAAAACUUUCUGGAGUUGUCACAUGUGAUUGGCU
This is a messenger RNA of Ylistrum balloti, 1158 nucleotides long. Its product is annotated as grpE protein homolog 1, mitochondrial-like. Gene Ontology annotation, molecular function: protein homodimerization activity; adenyl-nucleotide exchange factor activity; protein-folding chaperone binding. Gene Ontology annotation, biological process: protein folding; protein import into mitochondrial matrix. The coding region runs from base 1 to 822 and encodes 273 amino acids. Lineage: Eukaryota; Metazoa; Mollusca; Bivalvia; Pectinida; Pectinidae. The transcript has 3 exons. Gene Ontology annotation, cellular component: PAM complex, Tim23 associated import motor. The record is from RefSeq and is a predicted model, not a curated record.